Molecule: messenger RNA, 929 nt
Organism: Suillus plorans
Lineage: Eukaryota; Fungi; Basidiomycota; Agaricomycetes; Boletales; Suillaceae
Exons: 2
Coding region: 321-821 (166 amino acids)
Source: RefSeq, a predicted model, not a curated record
UGCACACUGCUCAUCGUCAUUUAUCGCGUGGAGGCGGUUCUGGUGCAUUGUACCUUCUCAAGGGACGUCCUUGUUCACUCGUCUAUGAAUUCCUUCGCGCGCUGCCCACCUCAGAAAAAGUAUCAGCGGCAUCAUCACCAAACGCUAGCAGCAGCCGGAUACAGUUUUGCGCGAGAUAGUGGCAGGCCUGGAAGCCGUUAUGGAUGGCGCAAAAAAGGUUCACCAGCAACUAGUUGAAAAAAAGGACAGCAUCUCGCAGUCGAUGUCUCUGUACAAGGGUGUCUGUUGUGUCGCGUCUCUGGCGCUUGCCACCCCAAACUAUGCCCCAGAUUUUCUACCAUUGUCUCCCAGAAUCUGACCACCAACUGCCAUCGGAGCUACGGGCGCCCCUGCUGCUGACUGGAGCAUGCCGACGAUGGAGGGAGGUUGCUGUCGACAUGCCCAGUUUAUGGAGCACAAAGUUCCUGAUUCGGCAAGUCAUACCCGCCAAACACUGCCGACCUGCAGUAAAGGGUCGCGGUAUGCUACGACUAUCGUGGCCGAACCCGAGCAUAGAACCACGGUGUUACCGGCAUCCGUGUGUUUACCUAGCUUCGUCCAUGGGAAACUGGCCACUACUAGAUGGUCCCACGAGUCCGUGUGUCCCAAGAGUCCGCGCAUUGACUCUAGCACACGCAAUUCUGCACGGAAUCCUUAUCCAUGAUAGAUCUAGAUUCCCCAAACAUAAUACACACUGCUAUAUAUUUUCUUUGAAGAAAAUCGAAGUAGAUCUCGUCCCAUGGGCAACUUAUCAGUGCUGGAGGCUACUUUUGUGCAUAUAAGGCUCGCUCUAAAGGUCAGAUCACCACAAAAAAUUGUGGAAUAUGGUACAAUGGUUAUACACGAUAAGAGAAUACUAAAACAAAUGUCUCCGGGGCCACUUGUCAGGA